AUUACUUAGUAAAAAGUUUAAAAUAACCCUUUUUUACAAUUAUUUAUUAGAAUUUCGAAUUUCGAACGAUUAUGAAUCGUAAAAAAUGAUGACUAUUAAUAUUUACAUAUCUGUAUUGAAAUAUAGAUUACGGAAUGUUAACCUAGAGACUUUCUCAUAUGACAACUUUCACGUGGCUUUAACAAACCCUAAGCAAUUUUGAAUACUUACGAGAUUGUCUGUGUCAUGUAUUGAUUGUUAAAUAGAUAUUAAUUGUUUAAAUAUAUUAAAUACUUGUACCUAUAAUUUACUAAGAAAAUGACGAUAAAAAAAACUAAAGCAGCAACAAAAGGUGCAAAGCAGAUAGUGGAAGAAAAUAAGACUACAUUAAAUUUUUAUCAAAAUAUGAUAAUUGGGGCAAUAGGAAUAUAUUUUACUGUCACAAUGUUGUUCUUUAACUUUACAACAUUAUCAACUACAUUAACCAUAUUUUCUGCAAGUGUAUAUAUGGGAAGUUAUCAGUUUAUGAAAUAUAUAGCACAUGCAACAUAUUCAGAAUCCGGACAGCUUUUAGAUUGUGGAAUUGAUCUUAAUAUGGAAGGAGGUAUAGCAGAACAUGUAAAAGAUUUAAUUAUAUUAACUUCAGGAGUACAAGUACUCUCUCUUAUAUCAAAUUACUUUUGGUUGUUAUGGCUUCUUGUACCAUUCAGGGGAGGUUGGAUGAUAUGGAAAGAAAUAUUAGCUCCAUGGCUUUUUGCCUCUACUCCAGAGCAACCUGAGAUUAAUGAGAAGAAACAACGGAAGUUGGAAAAAAAGAUGGCUAGACGGCAUUAACAUUUUGAAUAGAAAUAAGCAUUCAUUUUGAAUAAAUAUUAAAAAAUUUAAUGGGUGUAGGAUAAAGUUGAGCAACAUUGUGAAACAAGACUGCUUUUUACUUUUGUCUUAGCCUGCAUUGUUUCCUACAUUUUUUAUGUUUAUGAACAGAUUAUUUUCAUGUCCACUUAUAAAUUUAUAAACUUUUACAUAAAUUAUAAGGUCAACUUUUUACAAAUUGAAUAAUAUUUAUGAACACUAUCACAUUAAUUUUGGCAAUUUUUGUAUCUAAGAAAAGAAGUUUAUGAAGUGUAAUAUAAAAAUAAACUUUUUAUAAUUUUUAAUGUUUUA
Messenger RNA from Bombus terrestris (buff-tailed bumblebee), 1143 nucleotides. RefSeq names its product transmembrane protein 208. Gene Ontology annotation, biological process: vacuolar protein processing. NCBI's taxonomy places the organism in Eukaryota, Metazoa, Arthropoda, Insecta, Hymenoptera, Apidae. Gene Ontology annotation, cellular component: intracellular membrane-bounded organelle. The record is from RefSeq and is a predicted model, not a curated record. Bases 298 to 813 code for a protein of 171 amino acids. The transcript is spliced from 5 exons.